Molecule: messenger RNA, 666 nt
Organism: Diabrotica virgifera virgifera (western corn rootworm)
Lineage: Eukaryota; Metazoa; Arthropoda; Insecta; Coleoptera; Chrysomelidae
Exons: 1
Coding region: 1-666 (221 amino acids)
Source: RefSeq, a predicted model, not a curated record
AUGGCACUGAAUUUUUCAGAAUUUCUAGAACUUUGUUAUCAGGAAAUGGAUCCCCAACUAUGUUCUGAAGCUGCAGCAAUAACGAUUGAACAGUCUAAUUCCGGUUUAUGGUUUGAUCUGCGAUAUGCAAGAAUAACUGCAUCAAAGAUUUAUGAUGCAGCACACUGCAAAAAAUCAGAUGGUUCCCUGGUUAACCAAAUACUUGGUGUAACCAAACUUCCUGCUACAGAAGCCAUGUCUCGAGGAAAAAUGCUUGAGGAUGCUGUAAUUAAAGCUAUAGAAAAAAAAUUAAAGAUGAAACUCAGUCAUAUUGGGUUACAAUUAAAUCACAGGCAUCCAAUAUUUGGGGCUUCUCCAGAUGCUAUAUCUGAAGAAUUUGUAGUUGAAAUAAAAUGUCCUCAAUCUGAGAAAACUAUUUGUAACUAUUUAACAAAAAAUAUGGAAAUUACAGCAAAAUACAAAGCUCCAGUGCAGCUACAGAUGUUUCUAUGUAAGAAACAAAAAGCAUUAUUUUGUGUUGCAGAUCCUAAUUUUGAGGAAAAUUUAAAAUUUUUUGAUAUAUGGGUACCAUAUGAUGAAGAAUACAUGAAGAUGUUAAUGGAUGCUGCAGAAAACUUCUGGCAACAUAAUAUAUUUACACAUUUAUGUAACUCAUUCAAAAAAUGA